AUGGUUAACUCCGUAGAUAACAACACCCUCGACUCCGCACUGGGAAGACCCGACCUUCAGCCAAGUCACCCCGCAUUGCAAACACCAACUCCAACACAAGAAGAUGUUGAUAAUCAUGUAAACCAGAAAUGCAGCCAUUGCAUGAUCGGACCACAAAAGCGUCUGAAAACCAGAGCGCAUUUCCUCAACAACAUCUCCACCAACUCUGGCCUUCUCUACAAAGACAAAUGA
Messenger RNA from Perkinsus marinus ATCC 50983, 231 nucleotides. RefSeq lists its product as hypothetical. The transcript has 3 exons. Bases 1 to 231 code for a protein of 76 amino acids. The record is from RefSeq and is a predicted model, not a curated record. Lineage: Eukaryota; Perkinsozoa; Perkinsida; Perkinsidae.